Molecule: messenger RNA, 1076 nt
Organism: Notothenia coriiceps (black rockcod)
Lineage: Eukaryota; Metazoa; Chordata; Actinopteri; Perciformes; Nototheniidae
Exons: 2
Coding region: 1-1047 (348 amino acids)
Cellular component (GO): nucleus
Molecular function (GO): DNA binding
Source: RefSeq, a predicted model, not a curated record
AUGCCAAGUAUCAGACAGAGGAAGACCGACAGGGGAGUGCCACUUGCUCUGCUGCAGGUGGCCUCAGGUGAAGUUCAGGAGGGCAAAUCAUUCAGGGAAGUGGCAAAGUCCCUGGAUAUAUGCCAUGUCACCCUGUACCGGUUCCAUAAGAAGAGGCUGAGGUUGGAGAGUCAGGGAUCACACACACCCCCAAGAGUAGGCUACUGGACUCCAAAGAAGGUGUUCUCAACAGAGCAGGAGAUGCUAUUGAGAGACUACCUGAUGCAAGCAGCUGAUCUAUAUUAUGGUCUCAGCUCAAAGGAGGUGCAGAAGUUUGCCUAUGAAUUGGCAAAGAACUACAACUGCAACUUCCCUCAAACCUGGGCAGAGAAAGAGAUGGCCGGAGCUGACUGGCUCACAACGUUUUUGAAGCGGCACCCUACCCUCUCCAUACGCAGACCUCAGGCUACCAGUCUCUCACGGGCUACAAGCUUCAACCAAACAAAUGUGAAAAAGUUUUUUGACAACCUGUCUGCAGUCCUGACGAAGCAUGAGUUUGUCACACAGGACAUUUGGAAUAUGGACGAAACCGGAGUCACAACUGUCCAAAACCCUGGGAAGAUUGUUGCCAGAAAAGGGACGAAACAAGUCGGCAGUGUGACAUCUGCAGAGCGAGGCACUCUCGUCACACUUGCAUGUGCUGUAAAUGCAUUGGGGAAUUCAAUCCCCCCAAUGAUGAUAUUCCCCCGGAAGAAGUUUCAUCCCUUCUUCACCAGCAAUGGCCCUCCUGGCUGUAUUGGCACAGCAAAUGGGUCUGGGUGGAUGCAAGAGGAAGACUUUUUGGUCUUCCUCAAGCACUUCCAGAGCCAUACCAAGAGCUCACAGGAGUCAAAGGUGCUGCUGAUUCUGGACAAUCAUUCCUCCCACCUUUCUGUGGAGGGGAUUAAUUUUUUGCAGGAGCCAUGGGAUCAUCCUCCUCUCUUUUCCUCCCCACUGUUCUCACAAACUACAGCCCUUAGAUCGCACUGUAUAUGGGCCACUGAAGAGGCACAUCAACAGCCGCUGUGACAAUUGGAUGAAGACUCAUCCAGGAACCA